ACCUCCCCCCCCAGCCUUCACCCAUCCCAAAGACUGAUUAGCGCGGCAUCCUUGCGCUGACACAUCAUGUAAUUUCUGGAGCUCUCUGUGUGUGUUUGUGUGUCCUCACUCAGGAAUGUGAAGCUCGUUCUUAAAGCUGCUAAGAAGAUCCCCCCCCCCCCCCCCCCCGUGUGAUCGUGAAAUCUCUCCGUUGUGAGAGAGAGACCAUCUCUGACCUGUCAGUAGAAAUAGGGGCUUCGAGGAGCUCAGUGAGGAAGGAGCGCAGGGUUUCUCCUCUAGAGGAGGAUUUUUACAGGUAAGCGGGACUGCGUUUGAUUCAGAGGGAGAACAGACAGCCAGGCGGGCGCUGACGGUUUAGGUUCGGCAGAUUCGCGCUGUGAGACCGGCGGUGAGUUUAAAGACGGCCGCACUGCUGGAACGCACAGCAGGAAUCGCGCACUUUUCCCAGAGACGCGCGGGAUCACCGCCCGGUGCGUGCCACCUGUGCAGCUCAUGCGCAGACAGCAGCCAAACCACGCAUAUGUGCGCGCACAGCGGGUGAUUUCAUAAGAGGGAAAACACAAGACUCUGCCCCGGAAGGUUCUGCAGACAGCAAUAACUCUGAGAGACGCAAUACUCAAUCUUCCAAAGCCAAAGAGAGGCGCACGCUUCCCACUGCUUCCAUUUGGCCCAGCCGAGCUCCACUCCUCCGUUUUUAAACUCAGGUUGUACACGAGGACAAAGUCAGCUCGGUGUUUCUUGUGGAUUCAUGAAUGCAACAUUUUGACAGACUCUCGAACUGCGCAGUCAUCGCCAGCUCUCACAAACUUCACGUCUUCCAUUUCCAGCAGUUUCCAUCAUCCCCCACCAGCUGAGCUUCAAACACCGGGCUUCCAUUAGCUCUUACAUUGUCUGGUGCAGGCAGUGUCAAUAAGGAGACCUGAGGGUGUGCCACGGAGUAUAAAUAGUUGAACAAAGAGGCCGAAACCUGAGACCUGGUCUGAUUCUUCCCUCUGGUAACUCUAGAUGCUCAAACACUGAGAGGCGCACGAACAAACUGCUGCUGAUGUGAGCUUUUUCCUGUUGUUGAACAAGGAGCAGAGCAAGAGGAGGACCCACCCGCACCACCCACCCCUCAGAUAAACAGGAGGCGACUUUUAGUCACAGUUGGAACGUCUUUGGCGUGUUUAUGCUCUGAGGGUUUCCAGAUCUGUCCUGUCUGUGUAUGUGUGUGUGUCUGUGUGUGCACUGUUGAGAGACGCCACCACCCCUCUGUCCUCUGUCAGGAUGUCCGCGGUGAAGGAGCUGCUGCUGCUGCUGCCUCUGGUCCUCCUGGCACUUGAAGCGCCGCUGUGCUACGGGGCCUGCGUGGAAGUGGACUCGGACACAGAGGCUGUUAUCAACGAGGGCUUCAAGCUGGGCUGCAUCUACUGUAAGAUGAGAGGCGAGGUGGAUGCCACGGCCACCGUCAAAUGGUCCUUCAAAGGUUCAGGCGACAGCGACUUCUCAGAUCUGUACAUUUAUGAUAAUGCAAGGGGCGAGAUCAUUGACCCACGUUUCUACGAGCGUCUGGACUGGAACGGCAGCAAGAAUACCAGGGACCUGCAGGAUGGCUCCAUCUACAUCCUCAAUGUGACCUACAAUGACACUGGAACCUACAAAUGCGAAUUUAGCCGGCUCCUCAAAUACAGCAACUAUGACUACCAAACGGCCAUCGAGAAGAACAUCACCAUUAAUGUGGUUGCACGGCUUACCCGGGGAAUGGCGUCCAUCUUGUCUGAGGUGAUGAUGUACGUCUCCAUCAUCGGGCUGCAGUUUUGGCUCUUGGUUGAGAUGAUUUACUGCUACAGGAAGAUCUCGGCAGCAGGAGAGGAAGCUCUGAGAGAGAGCGCGGAGGAGUAUUUAGCUAUAGCAUCGGAAAGUAAAGAUAAUUGUGCAGGUGCACAAGUGGCAGAAUAGCACCGAUUGGGGAAACGUUCAAGGCGGCUUCUUUGAGGAGUUGCUCGUCCUCUUGUGUGCCCUCUCCCCCCCUCACCAUCCUCUCCACAAGCUGGAAACAUGGAACCACAGCAAGGAGAAAGAUCUUCACAGAAAGUUUUUUUUUUUUCCUAAAGUGACUUUCUGCAGCAGGAUGAAGGACGAACUUUCUGAGAGAACACACGGAUGCAUCAGGUCUUUGUUAAGCUGGACAGAGGGAGGGAGUCAUGCUGUAUAUAGGUGUAUAAGUCUGCACAGAACACAUGUAGGGUCUAUUAUACGCUACAUAUUCACUAACUGCAUGAUUACAAGUUUAUCAAGAAAUACUUCAUCACUCUCCAUGUGUUGGUGCCAGUGAGUGUUAAAAUCCCUGGUUUCCUCUGCAGGUUCACAAAACUGUGGAGCCAAAUAAAAACUGUUUAUCAUGUUUAUCUAUAUAACCACGAUAAUCAGUUUAUACUACAAAAUAAUGUAAAAUACAAAUAUAACUGCAGGUCUAUCUUACGUGCAGCUCACUGUUCAUCAGCUGGAGAAAAUGUCCACACAUCCAAACACUUUGAACCUUUUUAACCCGCAGGAUGUGGAGCAGCUUUUAAUACAGAUGAUUUUGAGACGGUUCUGAUUGUCUGAUUAAAGUUUCUGCGCACAUGAAACACGACAGCUUCACCUUCACACGCAGCAGAAAAGUGCUGCUAAAUCUUUAUUUCACCACACAAAUGUUACCUUACAGACAAAGAUGCACUCACAGGUUACAGUGGACAUAUUCUGCUUUUCCUUAUUCUCCGUCAUAUAUACAUUCCUAUGAUGGCGUUCAGACCCCGAACUUUCAGCCCCAGAAGCUUCCAGAUGAAGCUGUCAUCCUCCUCCUCAGAGGCCAAAUCCUGUUUUUGUGUCAGGCUGUAAAAAUGUUUAUUUCUGCUGCAAAGUUUACUGUAGAGCCUACAGGGACCGACUCCCUGCUGGAGUUAGGCUCUGGUGGACAUUAGGGGAACUGCAGCCUCUGCAGCUGUUUGCCCUGUGCUGUGGUGGUGCUUGUUACUGCUGGAGUCUUUUUGUUUUGGUGGAAGAUUUGGGGAUUGGGUUCUAGCACCAGCCCUGCACUGGUGAACAAAAGGCAUGCAAAGCUACUCCAUUUCAGACCAGCAAUAUAAACGGAGCAGGAAUGAGCAGAAUAGGUCUGCUGCAGCAAGUUUUAAUGUUCAACAUUAGAUCCUGUUUUAUCUCAUGUACGUCACAGGCCAGGUUAAAAAAGCCUGGCAGGCCUUUUCAGCAGCUGUUUAAACUGGCUGUUUGACACAAGGAGGCUCGCUGCUCAUUUGAAUUUGCCCUUCAAAGUUGUUUACAAGCAUCAGUGCUGAAAAACAAACAAACAGUGACUUCCUGUCACAGAUCAGAAGCUGAUGCCCCCGAGAAAGUGUAACGCUCAGCAGCUGAACGUUUCCCACUGAUGUUUAGCUUCACACCAAUGUCUUAGUGUCUUUGUAGAAAACUUAAGGGCUCAACAAGCUAUUAUAAAACUGCUGUGGGCAAAUGUACCACAAACCGUGCCCAGUGUGCCUCCCGGAGAGAAGCCAGUGGAAACACAAAAGGGAAAAAGGUGAAGCCUUGGCUUUUAAGAAAAACAUGUUUCCAGAUAGCCACUAGAUGGCAGCUCAACACUGCCAGUCUGCAUGUUUACUGCUCAUCUGUUGUACAAAAGUAAGUUUCAUACUUUGAGAGUUUAAGGAGGAGACACACGUACCUGCAUGCUGCGUGUUGGAAUAAUGCAAAGGCGGAAAAGUGACGUUUUCUUUUCAGUACAAACACCAAAAGUUUGAGAUGCUAAAAAAGAACAAAUAAGCAUCCAUGCACUCCUUUCUAAGUGAUGUUGUUUGUGCUUUGAAUACAUUUUCCUGCACAAAUGAAGAAACCGGUGAAACGAGAAGAAACCUUCUGCUCGUGCUUCAGCAAAUCAAAAACUGCAGUUUUAGGUGUGGAAAUGUUGCUUACUGGAAACAAAAUGAAAUAAAGAAACACUGAAAUAAAUGAAACUUCUGACACAAUAAGCUGUUCGAGUCCUUUACAUGUGUGUCGGGUUAAUGUGCAGUGAAGUCUGUGAAUGAAGUAAAACUGAGCUGCAAACACUCGAAUUAGUUUUUAAAGUGAAUUCUGCAUUUUAUUGUAGAUUCUGUUCCUGGGUGGUCACAUGUUAGUAAUGUUAGUUAUUCAUGUUAUAUGUUUGUGAGCCAAAGACAGUUUUUUCCAGUCCAGGAUCUCUAUGAUGUCACCUCACAGAGGAGCUGAAAGAUUUUCUAAGAACAAAGUUGAGUUUACGGCGACCCCGCUUGGUCAGAACGUGCAGAGCUCAGCGUGACGGUGACUUUAUGAACUUCAGUCUUCAACAAGUGAAAAGUUCUGUGGGGUUAAGAUCAGGUGACUGACUUGGCCAUUCAAGAAUACUCCUUUGCUUUAAUAAACUGAGUUGCUUUGGCUGUUUUGGGUCAUUGUCCAUCUGUUUUAUGAAAUCAGGCCCAAUCAGUUUUUAGCAGUAUUUAGCAGGAUGUGAGCAGUUUGUCUCUGAACACCUCAGAGUUCAUUCAGCUGCUUCUGUCCUGAGUCACAUCAUCAAUAAACACUAGUGUCUCAGUGCUACUGGCAGCCGUGCACGCCCAAACCAUCACACAGCCUCCCCCGUGUUUUACAGACGAUGUGGUGUGUUCUGGAUCAUGAGCUGUUCCACGCCUUCCUCUUUGUUUCAGCCGUCCAAAGAAUACUUUUUAGCCUUUCUAUUCUUGAGGCCCUCUGUAUUUACUUUCAUGCAGUCUUCUCUUAAGGUUAGACUUGGAUAUCGAUACGCCUCCUGGAAAGUGUUGUUCACUUGAUAGGCUGUUGUGAAGUGGUUUCUCUUCACCAUGGAAAUUAUUCUGCGAUCAUCCACCAUUGCUGUCUUCUCUGGACGUCCAGGUCUUUUUGCGUUGCUGAGGUCACAGUGCUUUCUUUCUGUCUCAGGAUGUACAACACUGAAGACUUUGCAACUCCUAAUACUGCAGCAUUUUCUCUGAUGAGGUUUUUCUGCUCCUUUGAGCGCAUGUGUGGUGGAUCAUAAUUUGGUGGAUCAGUUUUAGAAUUGUACAUCUCGGUUCCUUACAUUUCAUGUCAUGUCUUUAUUAAUGUUUUAUUUGUUGCUUUGACUGUUUUCGAAUAGAAUAUGCAGUGGGAAUAUAGAGGGAGAUAAGUAGUGAAAGUUCUGUCUGGGUUGAUUGUGCGUCGAUCCAUUGGUAAUGCCUCAGGGCUCCAGUAGGUGGGUUCGCGCGCCUCCUUCACUCACAGACGAGUGAGAGCUGCGUGUCUGUGCCGUUCUUUCACCUCUCCUCACUAUUUCCCCUGUUUAAGGUAACUGCCAUGCACAGAACUGUAUAAAUGUGUGUUACUGUUGAUUAUUACGUUGUUAUCAUUGUUCAUUAUAGCGAAAGAUGUGAAUUGCGGACUGUUUUUGGCUGAGACGUUCCAGUUAAUCUCUGUUGCUGUGUAUGCUAGUUUUCGCUAGUACUCCGCCAUAUUGUGUGAAUAUUUUUCUGUUACUGUCUGUAUAGGUUUUUGGCCAGUGUUAAAGUUAAUGUUGUCCAAAGUAUUUUUAUAAACUCAAUACAGACGAGUGAGAGUGAGA
Messenger RNA from Oreochromis niloticus (Nile tilapia), 5602 nucleotides. It is a transcript of the gene scn1ba, whose product is annotated as sodium channel, voltage-gated, type I, beta a. The coding region runs from base 1267 to 1938 and encodes 223 amino acids. The transcript is spliced from 6 exons. Gene Ontology annotation, biological process: cardiac muscle cell action potential involved in contraction; regulation of sodium ion transmembrane transporter activity; regulation of heart rate by cardiac conduction. The record is from RefSeq and is a predicted model, not a curated record. Gene Ontology annotation, molecular function: sodium channel inhibitor activity; transmembrane transporter binding. Gene Ontology annotation, cellular component: voltage-gated sodium channel complex. Lineage: Eukaryota; Metazoa; Chordata; Actinopteri; Cichliformes; Cichlidae.